Messenger RNA from Schizosaccharomyces cryophilus OY26, 282 nucleotides. RefSeq lists its product as uncharacterized. Lineage: Eukaryota; Fungi; Ascomycota; Schizosaccharomycetes; Schizosaccharomycetales; Schizosaccharomycetaceae. The record is from RefSeq and is a predicted model, not a curated record. The coding region runs from base 1 to 282 and encodes 93 amino acids. The transcript has 4 exons.
AUGAGGUACAACUUGAUUGCCCCUAUUGCUGAUCAGCCUUCAUACAAUAAUAUCUAUGGCUAUGGUGCUACUAUUUGGAGUCUAUUGAAGUUUGGUAUUUUUACUGCAAAAGAUGCUGCUAAUCUUGAAUCUCCUGAAGGGAAGAAGCAAAUCGAGCAGAUUCGCCAAGUUAGUAAGAUUGCAGAGAGAAGCAGUGCGACUCCUGCUCAGCUCGCUAUUGCUUGGACUUUAAAAAGUCCUCACGUGUCUAUUCCUAUCCUCGUUGUUAGCAAGUCAAUGUAA